Messenger RNA from Arvicola amphibius (Eurasian water vole), 6219 nucleotides. It is a transcript of the gene Sec31b, whose product is annotated as SEC31 homolog B, COPII coat complex component. Gene Ontology annotation, biological process: endoplasmic reticulum organization; intracellular protein transport; endoplasmic reticulum to Golgi vesicle-mediated transport. The transcript has 27 exons. The coding region runs from base 1478 to 5170 and encodes 1230 amino acids. Gene Ontology annotation, molecular function: structural molecule activity; protein binding. The record is from RefSeq and is a predicted model, not a curated record. NCBI's taxonomy places the organism in Eukaryota, Metazoa, Chordata, Mammalia, Rodentia, Cricetidae. Gene Ontology annotation, cellular component: COPII vesicle coat; endoplasmic reticulum exit site.
GGUGGGUGAGGACUGCAGGCUGCACAGCAGGUAGGUAGUAAAGGACCAGUCCUUUUCUCAUUUACUGGGUCAAAGAAGAAAGGACUUCCCAAUUUGGGACAAGAUUUAUUACCUUUAAAAACUAUUUUUUGUGGAACAUAUCUAUAAUCCUAGCACAAAGAAAGCUGAGGCAGAAUUAUGCAAGUCUGGGCUACAUAGUGAGGCUAUAAAAAUCAAAACAACCCGAAACUUAUUCGUUGUUAGGUUUCAAAGAUGUGUGGUGCAUGCCUCUAACCCAGCACUUGGGAAGAUGAGACAGGAGGAUCUCCAUGAGUUCAGGACUAAUCUAGGCUUUGUAGUGAGUUUGAGGCUAUCCUGAACUGUAUAGUAAGACUGUCUUAAAAUAAACAGUUUAUUUAAACUCUUCAAUGAUAAUUUGUUUUCAAAAGAAAGUAAUGUGUUUCAAGUAUGUGAUGGAAUAGUUGGGGAGGACUGCUCUAAUAUGGUGGCAUCUCUGCAUUCCUCCUUUCAAAGCAAAGAAUCCAAGCUUCUAUGACAGCCUUAGAAGAAAACCAUGUUUUUGAGAGUCUAUAAUAAUUCAUCUCUGUUCUUAAAAAAAUUUCUAAGGCAUGCCUUGUCAACCACAGAUAAAAAUUAUAUGCAGACAUCACCAGUCUAUGCAAGGACACCAUGGCCAUUUUGCCUAAAAGGAACAUGUGUUACUGAGAACCAUUCCAACCCUGAUUUCUAGAUGUCAUGUUUGGAGGUGACACAGUCUAAAGUUCUCAGAUCUAUAGUGAUUGGUCACAUGACUUUAAUCCCAGCACUCAGGAGGCAGAAGCAGGCAGAUCUUUUGAGCUCUGGGCCACCCAGGGCUAUAUCUUCAGGCCUCCAGGGACACUACAUGUGUUCAUAUUUCAGGCAAACACUCGUUUAAAAAACAAAACCAAAGAUUGGAUGUGGUGACACAUUUUUAAUUCAAGCACAUGGGGACCAGAGGCAGGUAGAUCUCUGAGUUGGAGGCCAGCCUUGUCUAUGUGGUGAAUUUCAGACCAACCAAGGCUACAUAAUAAGACCCUAUCUCAAAAACAAACAAACAAACAAAAAAAAACAAAAAGAAGGACUAAAAAGCAUAGUGACUAGAAUAAAACUGAUAAGAAGUAACAUGCAUCCAGGUUGUCACUGAAUAAUCUACAAAGUAGCCACAUUGGCAGUCUUGAGGACUAAGCAGUGAGGUGCAUGGAAUAACUGGUGGCCACUGAAGAGGCCAGGUGGUCUGGGCUUCAAGGCAAUCCAAGCACUUAUUUGUUAAACUUCCAGGAGGUAACAGUUGGCAGAAAGAAAUGUGGUUCCUGCUUGAAACUUCAGCAAGUAAAAGAAAUGCCGUAACAUCUCUGGGUUUUAAAAAAUUACAGUGUGUCAGGAGGGAUAUCCAAAGAUGAGAUGAGCACAGUGCCUGUCAAGGAGCUUUCCCAGUGGCCAGUGACCCCCUGUGUCAAUGCAGCUGCUGCUUCAGCCUACAGGACAGACCAUGAAGCUGAAGGAACUUCAGAGGCCAGCUGUCCAGGCAUGGAGCCCAGCCAAGCAAUACCCUGUGUAUCUGGCCACAGGAACAUCUGCCCAGCAACUAGAUGCUUCCUUUAGCACAAAUGCCACAUUGGAAAUAUUUGAGAUUGAUUUCAGGGACUCUUCUCUGGACCUGAAACACAAAGGGAUUCUUUCUGUCUCAAGCAGGUUUCACAAGUUAAUCUGGGGAAGCUUUGGCCAUGGGCUUCAGGAAAGUUCUGGGGUUAUUGCUGGUGGUGGAGACAAUGGCUUGCUUACUCUGUACAAUGUGACCCACAUCCUUUCUUCAGGACAGGAGCCCUUGAUUGCCCAGAGGCAGAAACACACAGGGGCCAUCAGGGCCCUGGACUUUAAUCCUUUCCAGGGCAAUCUCCUGGCUUCAGGAGCCAGUGAUUCUGAAAUCUUCAUUUGGGAUUUGAACAACCUGACUGUUCCAAUGACCCCUGGAUCCAAGUCACAGAACCCCCCAGAAGACAUCAAAGCAUUGUCAUGGAACCGCCAAGUCCAGCACAUUUUGUCUUCUGCUCACCCCAGUGGCAAGGCAGUUGUGUGGGAUCUCAGGAAGAAUGAGCCCAUCAUCAAAGUCAGUGACCACAGCAGCAGGAUGAACUGCUCAGGCCUGGCUUGGCACCCAGACAUAGCCACCCAGUUAGUGCUGUGUUCAGAAGAUGACCGGCUUCCGGUGAUCCAGCUGUGGGACCUGCGCUUUGCUUCCUCACCCCUGACGGUGCUGGAAAGCCACAGCAGGGGGAUCUUGUCGAUGUCAUGGAGUCAGGCUGAUGCUGAACUGCUGCUUAGCAGUGCCAAAGACAACCAGAUCUUUUGUUGGAAUCUGGCAAGCAGUGAGGUGGUGUACAAGCUACCCACACAGAGCAGCUGGUGCUUUGAUGUUCAGUGGUGCCCUCAGAACCCUCCUGUGUUCUCUGCUGUCUCCUUCGAUGGCUGGAUCAGUUUGUACUCUGUGAUGGGUAGGAGCUGGGAGGUCCAGCACAUGAGGCAGGCCGACAAGAUUUCCUCUUCUUUUAGCAAAGGCCAGCCUCUCCCAGUGCUGCAGGUGCCUGAGUCAGUGGCCCAAGCCUCGUUAAUACCUCCCUUGAAGAAGCCUCCCAAGUGGAUGAGGAGGCCAGCCGGCGUUUCAUUUGCUUUUGGGGGAAAACUGAUUACCUUUGGCCUUCCCAGCAUCCCUGUCCAGCAGAUGCCACAGCCUUGUCCCCGCCCUGUCUACAUCAGUCAAGUCAUCACAGAACCAGAACUCCUGACGCGGUCGGCUGUGCUGCAGGAGGCCUUGGGAUCCGGGAAUCUCCUUAGUUACUGCCAGAGCAAGAUCCAGCAAGCUUCCCCGCCCUGUGAGAAGAUGCUCUGGCAGUUCCUGAAGGUGACCUCAGAGCAUGACUCUAGGCUGCAGUUCCUCAGGCUAUUAGGGUUCAGCAAAGAUGAGCUUCAGAAGAAGGUGGACGCGUGCUUGAAGAAAGACUUGAAGUUGGGGGGAAGCCCUUCUCAGCUUGAGGCAGUUGACCUCAAAAGCGACAGACCACACACCUUUUGCCACAAGGCCUCCAAACACACCGCCGAGGAAGCCUCUGCAUCCUCAGCCUUCUUUGAUGAGCUGGUUCCUCAGAACAUGACUCCAUGGGAGAUCCCCACAACAGAAGAAAGUUACAGUUGGACCAGCACACCCUGGGACACUGUUUUGUUGCCCAGAAAUGAAACGUGGGAGUUUCAUGGAGCCAGGCAGACUGAAUUAGAGAUAGAGUUUGAAGACAGGUCUCCAAACACAUCCUCAGCCUUCUUUGAGAAGUUGGAACCGAAGGGGGAGGCCCUGCUGCUCGGGGAGCUUCGGCCUGCGGUGGAGCUGUGUAUGAAGGAAGAACGCUUUGCUGAUGCCAUCAUCCUGGCUCAGGCUGGGGGUGCGGAGCUGCUGAAGUGGACACAAGAACACUACUUGGCCAAGAGGAGAACCAAAAUCUCUCCGCUUCUGGCCUGUGUUAUAAAGAAGAAUUGGAGAGAGCUGGUAUGUGCCUGCAGCCUGAAGAACUGGAAAGAAGCACUGGCCUUACUACUGACAUACUCAGGCCCAGAGAAAUUCCCUGAGCUCUGUGACAUGCUGGGAACCCGAAUGGAGCAGGAGGGAGGCAGGGCACUCACCUCUGAAGCCAGACUCUGCUAUGUGUGCUCAGGAGGUGUGGAGCGUCUGGUAGAGAGCUGGGCAAAAUUCCAGCCAGCCUCCUGCCCACUGGCUCUGCAGGACCUGAUGGAGAAGGUGAUGGUCCUUAUCAGGAGCUUGGAGCUACUGCAGGGUUCUGACAAAGUGAGCCCAGGUCCUGCCACAACCUACAGGCUCACCCAGUAUGCCAAUCUCCUGGCAGCCCAGGGUAGCCUGGCCAUUGCCAUGAGCUUCCUACCCAGUGACUGCAUCCAGCCAGCAGUUCAGCAGCUGAGAGAUCGGCUUUUUCAUGCCCAAGGUUCUGCUGUCCUGGGCCAACAGGCUCCAACUUUCCCUUUUCCCCGGGUUGCUGUAGGAACUACCCUCCACCCAAAAGAGACAUUAUCAUCCAGAAUGGGAUCCCAACCUCGUCACCAGGUCCCAGCCCCAUCUGGAGGGCCAAGGGCCACAGCUCAGCCAUCAUUAGUGAUGCCUUUCACACCCUCCCAUCCCAGCCCUUCUCAGGGUUCACAGUCACCAUCUACAGGUGACUACAGGGUACCUGGGCCCCAGACAACCGUUCCUCUGCAUUUUGGCCCUGGAAUAAGGCCGGCCUUAUCCCAGCCGCAGCUAGCAGGAGGACCCAGUGUUCAAGCUGCAAACCCGGCUGGAUUCUCUGGAGCAUGGCCUCUUCCUUGUCCCCUUCCGCUCAUGGCAUCCCCAGACACCGUGCAGUCGGGCAUCCCCCUGCUGCCUGAGGCUGCUAGACUGCUCCCUCUGCCUCCUGUGGGACCACCAGGUCCCAGUUGGCUGAGCUCCCCACCCUCAGCCUGUCCUGUCAGGUUCUCCAUGGCUUAUCCUCCAGGAGGGCCAGGGGCUUCGUGCUCCACUACCCUCCCGAGCACUGGCAUCUUGCCUCCUCGUCCAGGACCCCAGGAUGCCUGGCAAGUUGCUCCAGCUACCCAGGAAAACCUCCAGAGGAAAAAGUUGCCUGAGACAGUUGUGCCUCCAGCACCAAUUACAGCUCCAGUCAGGAGCCUUGGCCCUCAGCCAUGGCAGGCCUCUAGUGUAAGCUGGUCUCCUCCAGGAGCCCCUAGAGAAGGCAGCCUGCAGCUUCAGCAGCUGCCUCCUGGGAAGACAGAAAGGAAGGAGCUGCCCCCAGAACACCAGUGCUUGAAGGACAGUUUUGAGGCUCUUCUUCAGCGCUGUUCCCUGUCUGCCACGGACCUGAAAACAAAAAGGAAGUUGGAGGAGGCAGCCCAACGUCUAGAAUGUCUAUAUGAGAAACUCUGUGAGGGGACACUCUCCCCGCACGUCCUGGCCGGGCUCCAUGAAGUUGCCCGAUGUGUGGAUGCAGGCCACUUUGAACAGGGCCUGGCAGUGCAUGCUCAGGUGGCGGGCUGCAGCAGCUUCAGCGAGGUAUCCAGCUUCAUGCCUGUCCUGAAGGCUGUCCUCACCAUCGCACACAAGCUGCAGGGCUGAGCCAGCAGCCGCUCUACCAGGAGGCCAUUUCUGCUCUUCCUGAGCUCCUGGCGGCAAGUGGGAGUUUCUCAGCCGCUGUGUUUAGCUCCCAGUCCUCUUCCCUUGCUGCCAGGUACUUGAGGCUGAGGGCUUGGCUUCAACCAGCUGAGUGCCUGUUUCUUACCCUUUGCCUGCCCACCUGGGACUUUCUCUGGGACUUUCAGCCUGGGAGGUAGAGUGGAGUCAGGUGUUACUUGCCCUAAUGGCAGUCCUGCAGGGCCUGCACCAGAGGGUCUCACACAGGCAUGUUCUGUUCGGAUGGCUUCAGAGAGGGUAACCUGUCAUUAGUUCAGUCUGUCUCUGCCAUGACUCAUCUGAUAGCUCUUUUUUUUUUUGUUCUUUCUCUAACUGUACUUCCCCCUGCCUCUGUCUUUAUAUUUUAAGGUUCACAUUUAUUGCAGCCUCAGAGAUCUGGAGAGAAUUGGUUAAUGUUCACUUUUUCAACAAGUCAUAGACAUGAGGAUUGGGAGUGGGUGUUGAGCAAAAUCGAGAGAAGAAACUGGCCCUUUAAAAAAUGGAACUUCCCAUGUCUUAGCAUUCCUCAGAGCUGGCAGGGUUAGGUGGCAAGUGGAAGAGGUGCAGGGCCUUUGGUUGAGACUGUGAAGGAGAAGCCUGUGGAGCAGCAGCUCUCAACCUGUGGGCCACGACCCCUUUGGGAGCUGAGUGACUCUUUCACAGGGAUUCCUAAGACCAUGGGAAAACACAGAUAUUUAUAUUACAAUUCAUAACUAGCAAAAGUAGUUAUGAAGUAGCAGCAAAAUAAUUUUAUGGUUAAGGCAUCACACUGAGGAGCUGUAUUAAUGGUGGCUGCAUUAGGAAGGUUGAGAACCACUGCUGUAGAGAGUGACCCUUGACCCUAGGCCUUAAACUAUCCAGUCUGAUUUUUAAGCCCAGUUCUGAAAUCACAGCCCGGCUUCCCCUCCGCUGCCUUAUGUCUCCGAACUGCUUUCUCUGGCCACGUUUUCAUGCUGACCUCUUAAACAGUACAAUAAACUGAUCUGCUUUCCAAA